This is a messenger RNA of Parnassius apollo (apollo), 210 nucleotides long. The record is from the annotation of a GenBank genome assembly. NCBI's taxonomy places the organism in Eukaryota, Metazoa, Arthropoda, Insecta, Lepidoptera, Papilionidae.
AUGGCUUGUCCACUAAAGAAGAAUACAAUAGCACAAUUGCUUAUAGAGGAAGACAAUGAAGAAGAAAUUGUGUCGGAAAAAGAAGAUUUUGAAGAACAGAGUGAGCAUAAAAGUGAAACGGAGCAGGAAGCAAAUGAUUCAGACACACCCUCAGAUUUAGAAGAAAUUUUCCACCCUCGUCGGCCAUUAGAGUUAGAUCCACAGACUUAA